UUUUCGCCAGAAACCCAACCAGGCUGGCAGACAGUUGUUACCAUGCAACGAGCAGACGCUAGUGAAAAGUACUCGCUACAAAAUUGGCUAGCUAGUAAAUUGCCUGCUGCAAACCAUCUUUCUUCGAGAUACAUAGCGCGCGUGUGUAUGUUGCUAGUUAAGCUAACGUUAGCUUCCUAUUUAGCUAAGAAUAAUAUUUAUUAAGCCACCAACUGCAGCAUAGCUAGCUAACCUAGCUAGCAAGCAUCAAUACAUACGUUUCCAACGUAACAACAUGGCAGAUGGCUGGAGCACCGACACGGGAGAAGCUGUCUAUCGUUCCCGGGAUGCUGUCAAAAACCUUAAAAUGAAGAUCCGUAUUCAGAGAGUCACCUCCACAGCAGCCCUCUCCCAACACCUUCAGCAGCAGGUUUGGACUCAACAGGAGAGGGGAGGCAUUGAGCUGGACACCCUCAACUCACAGUCUCAAUCAGCCGGAGAUGAUGAUGAGGAGUUAGUGGUAGGCUGGCAGGAGAAGCUGUUCAGUCAGUAUGAAGUGGAUUUGUUCCAGAGUGAGUCAGUAUGCCAGACUCCACUGGAGAGACAAUACCACACAGAGAUCAUGGCUCAGGAGCGGACCAGGGGCAGACGGAACCGCAGGAUUUUUACCUACACCGAUUUUGACCGCUUCACCAAUUGGGAAGGGCAUUCCCAGAGUAUGGUGACGCAGGUCAAGUCCAACCCUACUUUCCUGGCAGAAAGGAUGGCCAAUGUCAGACACAGACGACAGGACAGACGCCCAGUUGACAGCACCAUCCCCAAGUCCAGGCUGAUUACCUGGGAGCCCUCGGAGGACUUUGUGAAGACCAGCCACGUGGUCAACACACCUGUACAGACCAUGCACAUCAUGGGGGACCUGGGACCACCGGGGAAACUUGGCCAAAAGGAGAAGGAAUGCUUGUUGUGCACGAUAAGAGCAGAUGGAAAUGGAGUGGUUACCAUCAAACCAGACUUCAACAAAGCCAAGGAGCCCUACAGAGUUGAGACGGAGGGGGAGAAGAGGGAGGUGUGGCGUCUAACCCUGGAGAACGUGUCAGAAGGCAUCAGACCAGAGGAGAAGGAACGGGAACAGCGCAUGUAUAAAGACCUUUAUGUACGUCAUAAAGACUACCUCAACAGCUUGGUUGGCCAGGACUUUGAAAUGCCACCCCCUGGAAUUCUGCGUCUGUUGGUGAAUGGAGAAAUAGACUCAGCCAAAGGCUUUGAAUAUGACAACUUAUACGUCCACUUUUUCCUGGAGCUGCCCCACAAUUGGUCCACUCUGCCAUUCCACUCUCUCUCUGGCGUGACUCAGACAUGUCGCACAAAGACCAUAGGAAAGGACGACGUGGCUUUCUUCAGCUACCCAUUCAGCUUUGAGUCAUUUUUCAGGAGAGAGGAUGAGACAGAGGAAUCCCUCCCCCAAUGGCCAGUUCUGUACUUCAAAGUCCUCUCCCUGGACUUCUGGCAGCGCUACAGAAAUGAAGGCUAUGGCUACCUGGUCAUUCCUUCCACCCCUGGGAAGCAUACAAUAACAUGUCAUACGUGGAGACCGCUCCAGACAGGAACAGUGUCAGAACUGAGACGCUUCUUCAUUGGUGGAUCCCCUGAGCUGGAGGACUACAGUUACGUCAGAGUCCCAGGAACCUUCAAGGGAGAGCGGCUGAGUCGCUUUGGCUUCCGCACACAGACCACAGGCAGCGUCACCUUCAACCUCCAUUGUAUCCAGCACGCCAGGGCAUUUGUUGAUGCCAGCACCCUGAAGAAGAGGAGGCAGAGUGUUCUGGACCAGCUGGGAGGCUUCAGUCAGCAAGGUUCUGUCUAUAAUGUCCUGGAGGCAUUCCAGAGGGCCAGGAGACGGAUGCAGGAGGCCAGAGAGAGUCUUCCCAGAGACCUCAUAAACACUACAGCCCAACAAAACUCUGAGUCCACUGCAUAGACACGUACAUGGUUUACAUACAGUAGGCAGCACAGCAUUCACCUGUAAGAAAAUGCUGAGAAAAUUCAAUCUCCCUGUUCAACAGCCGUCUGUUUAUGUUCUGUAAUUAUUACUAUGCAUGUACACCUGUAUAGACUGAAUAUAUCAAACAUUCGGAACACCUUGGACCACCCCCCUUUUUUACUGAGACAGCCUAAAUUCGUCGGGGCAUGGACUCUAUAAGGUGGUGAAAGCAUUUCACAGGGAUGCUGGCCCAUGUUGACUCCAAUGCUUCCCACAGUUGUGUCAAAAUGGCUGAUUUCAUUUGGGUGGUGGACCAUUCUUGAUACACACGGGAAACUGUUAAGCGUGAAAAACCCAGCAGCGUUGCAGUUCUUGACACAAACCAGUGCGCCUGACACUACCAUACACCGUUCAAAGGCACUUAAAUGUUUUUGUCUUGCCCAUUCACAAUCUGAACGGCACACAAAUACGAUCCAUGUCUCAAUUAUCUCCAGGCUUAAAACUUCUUCUUUAACCUGUCCCCUCCCCUUCAUCUACACAGAUUUGAAGUGGAUUUAAAAGUAACAUCAAUAAGGGAUCCUAGCGUUCACCUGGUCAGUCUAUGUCAUGGAAAGAGUAGGUGUUCUUAAUGUUUUGUAUACUAAUUUUAUAUGUGCUUCUGAUACAGUAUUUUAAGAGCGACUUUAUAGCGCGGUGUCAGAUGAUAAAGUAUUUUCCAUGUUUUGUUAUCAUAGUUUGUCAAUUGAUUUUAUAAUAAAACUGAGAUAUACCUA
Messenger RNA from Oncorhynchus kisutch (coho salmon), 2733 nucleotides. RefSeq names its product MKS transition zone complex subunit 1 (gene mks1). The record is from RefSeq and is a predicted model, not a curated record. The transcript has 18 exons. NCBI's taxonomy places the organism in Eukaryota, Metazoa, Chordata, Actinopteri, Salmoniformes, Salmonidae. Bases 275 to 1957 code for a protein of 560 amino acids. Gene Ontology annotation, cellular component: MKS complex. Gene Ontology annotation, biological process: cilium assembly.